CUCCAGUGGGCUUAACCAACAACAAGUCAAGAUUAUUUGAGCUGUUGUUCACCAGCUGAGCUGCAACAACUAAAUCCAUUCAAUGCAACUCAUCUAUCCAUCUGCACGUGCGCACGCUCAUCACUUUUUGUUCCCAUAAAUCCGGGUUAUAUUCUUUUAUUCUCCCCUGGAACAUAGAGAUACCAGUUUAUUGCAUACAGAAAAGAGCUUGCCGUUCCUAAGCAUCGAUGCAUUGGGGAAAUUGAAGACCCAUGGCAAAGUGGUUUAGAGAUCACCUGAGUUUUGGCAGCUGGAAAGGACCACCACAGCCCCCGAAACCAGACUACACAGAGAGUGAGAUCCUACGGGCCUACAGGGCUCAGAAAGACCUGGACUUUGAAGACCCCUACGAACCCUCUGAGAACCGGGUACAGAAAGGAUCUGGAACGGUUGAAGUUUUCCCCACUUUUGGCGCGGUGCUAUCCAACGGUGUGGAGGUGAAGAUUGUGUCUCCCAAACAUAGACUGAUAAAAGUGGAAUCUCAAGAAUUCGGGCGUAGCAAGAUUCCGUUAAGCAUUGUGACCUUUGAAGAACCACAGACUCCUGUGGUUCCCUCGGCUCCUGCUGUUGGCGAUACAGAUUACUCUGACCCGUUUGACGCCAGGCCCGACCCACAACUCAGGCCUGGGUGCCAACAAAACGCUGUAGAAACCUGCAACAGCUACAUGGAGCCAUUUGAAGCCCAGCGAUUCAUAAAUGAGCUGCAGCACAGCACAAAUCGGGGCAGGAGCAGCCCGCAGCUCUACGACAGCCCGUAUGAGGAGAGACUCCGGCAUCGGCCUGCCCCUGAGGGUGGUGAGAAAGAGAGCCGUCUGCCACAGGAUGACGAGAGGCCGGCGGAUGAGUACGACCAGCCCUGGGAGUGGAAGAAAGAGAAUAUCUCCAAAGCCUUUGCUGUGAAGUUUGAUGCGGGAGACUGGGAUCAAUCCACAUUGCCCCGUGACGAGCCACAAAGGAAAGGAGAAACAUCCAGAACCUGCACUCCAUCCAGCGGGUCAACCAGCCUGCACAAGCCCAGCAACCCUAACUUAGUCCUGGGUGAGAGGGUGGACCCCACGCUGCCCCUCGAGAAUCAGGUGUGGUACCAUGGUGCAUUGGUGCGCUCUGAAGCCGAGUCUCUGCUCACACUCUGUAAGGAGUGCAGUUAUUUGGUGAGAAAAAGCCAAACCAGCUGUAACGACUAUUCACUCUCUCUCAGGAGUUGCCACGGAUUCAUGCACAUGAAGUUCUCACAGUCUCGUGAUGGAAAGUUCAUCUUGGGCGAGAACAGUCCUCCGUUUGACUCCAUUCCUGAAGUCAUUCAUUACUACACCACACACAAGCUGCCCAUCCGUGGAGCUGAACACCUGUCUCUGCUCUUCCCUGUACUAGUGCAAACACUCUGAACACACACACUCACUCACUCAGGGCUUAACUCGCAUGGCUACUAUAACGCUUCGUUUUCAAUCAGAUUUUGAAUCCUUGAGCAGAUCUAUGAGUGUGGGAAUUUGAUAUUUUGGUAGAUCGAUUGAAUCCAAACAUGUUGUUGAAAGCUCAACAAGCAAAGAUCACGCUACAUGUGAAGGAAGCAUGGACUGAGAUGUGUUUUCUCCACACCGCACCGCUGGACUCUGAAGUGUUUUCAAAUCACACAUUGAACUGCAAUAUUAUAUAUUAAUAUGUACAGAACAAGUCCCGUCCUAUGUGGCUAGUGUUUUAGUUUAAGCUCAUCUCUCCGCAAAUGUAAAGAUUUUCACCCCAAAAUGACAAUUCUGUCUUCAUUUACUCACUCUCAGGUCGUUCCAACCCCAUAUGACUUUCUUUCUCCAGUGGAACACAAAAGGGGACAUACAGACACGCAGUCAUUCAGGCUAAUUUUAUGAUGCUUUCUUGACCGCCACGGUCACUAUCCACUAUUGCAUGGAAAAGAGCAACGUCGAUGAGCAAAUGAUUUUUGGGUGAACGAUCCCUUUUUUUUCCCAUUUUGCAGUUUAAAAUGAAGGCUGCUCUUUAACCAACACUUAACAUCCCUGCGGCAGGAAGUAGAGGCAAUGAAUCAGAGUUAUUUGACAGUAAGGAAGUCUAGAUACGACACUGGAAUGUUCUGAAUGUGACUUUCACUUGUCCAGAUGGCCAACUGCGCACACAGCUUUGUUCAAGUCCCUCUGCACCACCCUUAAGUGAGAAUGCUGUGCUGCUGCUGAGGAUGAUGGAAACAGGAAGUUUUGUCAUCCAGCCAUCUUCUACUCGCCUCAGUGCUUGAAAACUUUAGCCUGGCAGGAAAUGGUCAAUACUGUGGCUUUUCGCUUCACUCCUGUCACAGUACUAACCAUCACUUUACACUACCAGCGACCGUUUGGUGCCCUCAGGUUUUAAGGACGACUUGGCAAUACUUAGCUGCCUGCAUUGUGUCUAAAGUGUUUUAGUUUAACGUGACAUUUGAAAUGAGGCCUCUUUAACUGUGUCCCAGUAUUUUUCUUCUUAAAGGUACAGUUCACCCAAAAUGUAAACAUUCUGUCAUUUACUCACCCUCACCUUGUUCCAACUUGGGGCUGUCAAGCUCCAAAAACAUGCCAUAAAUGUAGUUUAUAUUCCUCAGAUGCUAUAUUUUAAGCCUUCUGAAGUCAUAUGGUAGAUUUGUUUGAGUAACAGGUUGAAAUUGAAGUCAUAAUUCACUCAAAAUCUUCUCUCUCGAAACUCUCGAAUGCCUGGUGUUCCAGUACAGAAUUAACGAAUGGCGUGUCACAGUUGGGUACCAUGCACACCAAUGAUAUUUAAUUAAAACAUUUUGGAUGUAUACACGGGCUAUUAGAUUUAAAGGAAUAGUUCACCCAAAAAUAAAUAUUCUCAUAUCAUUUACUCAACCUCAUGCCAUCCCAGAUGUGUAUGACUUUCUUUCUUUUUAUCUCUGUAGGUCCAUACAAUGGCACCCAUAUUUGGCACAUUUCAGAAAGAGCAUAAAGGCAUCAUAAGAGUAAUCCAUAUGACUCCAGUGUUUUAAUCCAUAUGUUCUGAAGCGAUAUGAUAGGUAUGGUUGAGAAACAGAUCAAUAUUUACGUUGUGUUUUGCUUGAAAUUCUUCUCGCUGCCCAGUAGGGAGCGGUAUGCAUGAAGAAUGUGAAUCACCAAAAACACAAGAAGAAUGUAAAGGUGAUCUGUCCAUUAUGGAACUUAACAGUAGUUGUUUUAUGGCAAGAACUGCGUAACGUUUCUUUACGUUAUGUGUUCCCGCAAGAAAAUAACGGCAGGUUUGGAGCGACAUGAGGGUGAGUAAAAAGUGACUGAAUUUUCAUUGUUGCGUGAGCCGUUUCUUUAAGAAACACUAACUCGGUUAACCUCGCUGUAUUUUGAAUGCUUUGAAUAGUGACCAACAGAAAACGGAAAUGUUUUUGUUGUCGGUGUACGGUAUAUCCUCAGGCAAAGCAAAGGCUGAUGGGAAUCUGACAGCGUGUGCACACAUGCACUACUACGCAGGGUAUGAACUACUUUAGAUUUAGACUAUAUCUUCAAGGUAGUUAUUGUAUGUUAUGAUGACUGUUAUUUUAUUGAGUCUUGUUUUCUAUUUGAUGUUUUCCAGCUUUUCAUUUCUUUGGAAUAAAAUA
Messenger RNA from Xyrauchen texanus (razorback sucker), 3619 nucleotides. RefSeq names its product SH2 domain-containing adapter protein F-like. Gene Ontology annotation, molecular function: phosphotyrosine residue binding. The transcript is spliced from 8 exons. Lineage: Eukaryota; Metazoa; Chordata; Actinopteri; Cypriniformes; Catostomidae. The record is from RefSeq and is a predicted model, not a curated record. Bases 252 to 1424 code for a protein of 390 amino acids.